AUGGGUAAAAUUAAAGAAAUUAAUGAUGAUGAAGAUAAAUAUAAUAUAGCAAUCCUUCAUCCAGAUUUAGGUAUUGGUGGUGCAGAAAGAUUAAUAGUCGAUGUUGCUUUAGGUUUAAAGAGUUGUGGACAUAAAAUUGAUGUAUAUACCAGCAGACAUGACCCAACUAGAUGCUUCAGAGAGACUGCUAAUGGUGAUUUAAAUGUUAAAGUAUGUGGUGACUAUUUCCCACGUCAUUUUUUAAAUAGAUUUAUGGUAAUUUGCGCUAUCAUCAGAAACCUUUUAGCUGCAAUUCAUAUCAUUUUCUUUUCAAAAAAACAUCUAUCCCCAUUAUUCAAGUGGUUCACUAAAUCUAAAGUAUUAUUCUAUUGCCAUUUCCCAGAUAAAUUAUUAACCUCAAGAAACUCAACCAUCAAAAGACUUUAUAGAGUACCAAUCGAUUUGUUUGAAGAGUGGACAACUAGCUGUGCCGAUGAAAUUUUAGUAAACAGUAAUUUCACCUCAUCAAUUUUUAAAAAAUCAUUUACUCAUAUUAAAAAAUCACCAAAUGUACUUUAUCCAUGUUUGAAUACUGUAGAAUUUGACAAAACUAAACAAUCAUCUGAUUUUUCAAAUCAAACUAAAUAUAAUAAUAAACCAAUUUCAUUAGAAAAUAAAGAAUUCUUUUUAUCAAUUAAUAGAUAUGAAAGAAAGAAAGAUUUAAAAUUAGCAUUGGAUUCAUUUAGUGUAGUUUAUUCAAAUAACCCAAAUAAAGAUAUUUAUUUAGUAUUUGCAGGUGGAUACGAUACAGGUUUAAAGGAGAAUGUAGAGCAUUUGGAAGAACUCAAAGAAAAAACCAAAGAGUAUGGUUUGGAAGAUCGUGUUUUCUUCUUAUGUUCAAUUAACGAAGGUCAAAAACAAUGGUUACUUUUAAAUUGUUGUUGUUUAGUUUACACCCCAUCAUUCGAGCAUUUUGGUAUCACUCCAUUGGAAGGAAUGUAUGCAUCCAAGCCUGUUAUUGCUGUUAAUAAUGGUGGUCCAUUAGAAACUGUUGUAGAUUCCAAAACCGGUUUUCUCUGCCCACCAGAUCAAAAAGAUUUCUCUGAAGCUUUUCAAAAAAUUAUUAGCGAUCCUUUACACUCUAAAAAAAUGGGUUUUGCAGGUAAACAACGUGUCAAUGAAAAAUUCUCAUUUAAACCAUUUGCAAAUAAUUUAAAUACCAUUUCAAAUAAUUUAAUGAUAAACUAA
Dictyostelium purpureum is the source of this 1227-nucleotide messenger RNA. RefSeq lists its product as uncharacterized. The coding region runs from base 1 to 1227 and encodes 408 amino acids. Gene Ontology annotation, molecular function: alpha-1,3-mannosyltransferase activity; GDP-Man:Man(1)GlcNAc(2)-PP-Dol alpha-1,3-mannosyltransferase activity. NCBI's taxonomy places the organism in Eukaryota, Evosea, Eumycetozoa, Dictyosteliales, Dictyosteliaceae. The transcript is spliced from 3 exons. The record is from RefSeq and is a predicted model, not a curated record.